AUGACAAAAAGAAUUAUAAAAAAGUCCAUACCAAAUGAAAAUAGAGAUCAUAAAAGUAAAAUAGAAAAAAAUAAGGAAAAUAACUAUGAAGAAAUAAAAGAAAAUAAUAACAGAAAUAUUUUAACAUUAAAUAAUAUAUUAGAGGAAAAAGAAACAGAAAGUAAAAAAAAAGUGAAAAAUAAAUUAAUAUGUAAAAAGAAAAAUAUAACCAAUGCUAAUACAAAUGAAAUGAGAAUUAUAACAAUACCAAGACAAAGAAAAUCAUCAGUUUUAAAAAAUUGGUUAGAAUUAAUAAAACCAAUUGUAACAAACUUAAAAUUGGAAAUACGAAUGAAUAAAGAUAAAAUAGAAGUGAGAACAUGUAAACUAACAGAAGAUAAAAACAAUUUACAAAAAUCAUCAGAUUAUAUAAAAGCAUAUUUGCUUGGUUUUAGUAUAGAAGAUGCAUUAGCUUUAUUAAGAAUUGAAGAUUUAUAUAUUGAAAGUUUUCAAAUUCAAGAUGUAAAAAUUUUAAAAGGGGAUCAUUUAUCUAGAUGUAUUGGAAGAAUAUGUGGCAGCAACGGAUCAACAAAAUAUGCAAUCGAAAAUGCAACUAAAACAAGAAUUGUAAUAGCAGGAGAUAAAAUUCACAUUUUAGGUAGUUAUAAUAAUAUUAAAAUGGCUAGAUAUUCAAUAUGUAGCUUAAUUCUUGGUUCUACUCAAGGAAAAAUAUUUAAUAAAUUAAAUAUUUUAGCAAAAAGAUUAAAAGAAAGAUUUUAA
This is a messenger RNA of Plasmodium relictum, 759 nucleotides long. Its product is annotated as small subunit rRNA processing KH domain protein, putative. The transcript has a single exon. The record is from RefSeq and is a predicted model, not a curated record. Gene Ontology annotation, molecular function: RNA binding. Gene Ontology annotation, cellular component: nucleolus. The coding region runs from base 1 to 759 and encodes 252 amino acids. Lineage: Eukaryota; Apicomplexa; Aconoidasida; Haemosporida; Plasmodiidae.